Molecule: messenger RNA, 517 nt
Organism: Musa acuminata subsp. malaccensis (wild Malaysian banana)
Lineage: Eukaryota; Viridiplantae; Streptophyta; Magnoliopsida; Zingiberales; Musaceae
Source: RefSeq, a predicted model, not a curated record
UGUAAGCCCAUGGGAGCAAUCUCAGAUUCCCUUAGUAAGCGACCUGAUUUCUGAGGUCUGGUGUGUGAAACGGGCGAUGGACCGAUUGACCCAAAUAAGGAGAUACAAUUUUAUUUCAGAAACGCUGAGAGAUAUCAUGAACAGGUUCCCGGACGACCCUUACGAUCGCGUUUGGAAGCCCUUGACGGAUCCCUCCUGGUCCAUCUUGUCCUCCAUCUCGACGGUGAACAAUAGCGGCAAUAUGUUUGAGCCGCCGUCCGCCGUGAUGCAGACGGCGGUGACUCCGGUCAGUGGUUCGCAACUGGCCUUCUCCUGGGACUCCGUCUCCCUCGACGACGAGCUUUACACCAUUCUGCACUUCACCGAACUCCAGAAACUGACGGGAAACGCGACGAGGGUGUUCAACAUCAACCGCAAUGGGCAUUUGUGGUAUAUCUCAUACAGUCCGCCUUACCGGUCGGCUGGCGGCAUGCACGACAUUGUGCCAUUUAAGGGCUCUUCUCGGUCUACUCGUUGA